This is a messenger RNA of Dunckerocampus dactyliophorus (ringed pipefish), 6699 nucleotides long. It is a transcript of the gene fam151b, whose product is annotated as family with sequence similarity 151 member B. The record is from RefSeq and is a predicted model, not a curated record. The transcript has 5 exons. The coding region runs from base 97 to 894 and encodes 265 amino acids. Lineage: Eukaryota; Metazoa; Chordata; Actinopteri; Syngnathiformes; Syngnathidae.
CCACCGAGUGUCUAAGUUUACGUCCGUGACAGACUGUUGACAUGCUGUCAAAUCAAUGUGUUUCGACAGUGGCGGUGUGCGUUUGAUGUGUGAGAGAUGUGUGAACAGGCGGUGGAGUAUUUUCACAGUCGGAGUCUGAUAAAGAAUAAGGAUGCUGCCGAGGUGAGAUGGUCUCACGCAGCGAACAGCAGGAGCAGACUGACCAAAGCUCUUAACGGUCCCACCCAUAUGAUUGAAGCUGACAUAAUCAUGAGAGGUCAUGACCCUAAAGACCCAAUCAUGGCCCACCCCCCUGACACUGACAGUGACAUCACACUGAAGGAGUGGCUUGAAGCAGUCCAGCUGCGUCCAAAGGGUGUCAAACUAGACUUCAAGAGCCUGGAGGCAUUGUCUCUCUCCACCACCCUGUUGCAGGAAGUGCUGCCUUACAUCCAUUGUCCAGUGUGGAUCAAUGCUGAUGUCCUCCCAGGGCCCGGAGGUGAAGCCACACCAUUGGAGCCUCAAGCUUUCCUGGCUGUUGUGACGACUCUUCCCAGUAACGUCGUGCUCUCCCUUGGCUGGACCACCAGCUGGACUGCUGGGAUCGAUAACCCAGGUUACAGUUGGGACAUGAUGCAUGAGAUGGAGGACAUGUGUGGAGGCCUUAAACAUCUGGUCACAUUCCCAGUGCGUGCGGCUCUUCUGGCCAAGUCCUUUUCUCAGCUUUCAUGGUUGCUGCAACAGUCCAGCAGGUAUUCUCUCACAGUGUGGACGGGCCAGAAUGACGAGUUCACAAUACAGGACCUGCUUCCUUACAGGACCCAGAUGGAUGUCAGCAGAAUCUGCUAUGACCUGCCAGAGAGUAUGAGGACGGAGCUCACAAACACAUUACAAGAUCAUGUGUGCACCUCAUGAAAUACGUUCUUUAUUUCAGUGACUUUGCUGAACAUGUCAUUUAAAAAAAGACAAGUCAAUUUUCUGAAAUGUAUUUAUUUAGCCAAGGAGAGAAUUGUAUGACAAUCCAUGUGUUCCCCGUGGAGUCUUUUCUCUUCCCAUCACGAUCAUUCAAACAACAAUCAGCCAGGUCAUCCUGUCUGUUUUGAGGUUUUACUGUGUAUUAUACUUGUAUGUUUGUGCUGUAUCAUUACUGUACACCCGUGCAUGCAUGUACUGCAUGUGUGAUGAUGACAUCCAUCCACUUCUUCCACUUAGGGAGUUAGGAUACUGGGGCUGAGCCACUAGCGUCUAAUAUUGGAGCCAAAUUUCGUCGUGAACGUAUCGGCUCUUUCAAACGAAUGGCAGGAGCUGGUUUGCGCCGUUGGGAACCGAUUACUUUCUUCCUCGUCUUUUUUUCUGUUAAAGGUGAGUGUCAUUGGUCAAGAUGUGUGGCAGCGUCGCUGUGUCCACACUGAGCCCCCACUUUACACCACACUAUCUGGUGCCCUUGGAGCCGAUUCGUUCGUGAGAAAUUUGCAUAAAGAGAUUUGACCUAAUUUGUCUAUUGAGAUGUGUCUCCAUGUUUUUAUAAUAUAAAAUAUUUUUGUAGCUGCUCAUCGAGGCAUUCGAGGUUUAAAUAAAUCCAUUUAAUGAAUAAAUAUUUCAUCUUUUUUUACAUUAAUUCAUUUUACACAAUACACAUAAUUUGGUAUUAAAUUAAUUUAAGAUGACAUAAAAAUCUGCGGAGCCACUUGCGAGCCGAAUGAGCCGAGCCUAAAGAACCGUCUCUCUAAAAAGAGCCUAAAUUCCCAUCACUACUAUUCAUGUUCCAACUAGUGUUAGAGGGUUAGGGUUAGACGAUCCUAUUCAAGGUUGUCAUGUAUCCCGGCAAACUUCAGGUACAGUAAACGGCAGACUACCUGCUGGACCGGUCGCUGGUCAACCACAGCACACAAAAAAAGCCUGAAUCAAACCAACUUUUUAAAAACCCUUGUUUUAUAACGCAAUACAUUAUGUUACACUAAUAAUACAGUCAAAUGUUACAUGAAUUCUAUAUUACAUGAAUACAUUAGUAUUCUAUCAGUGUUGUGUUUUGAGGACCAGCAGCAGCAGCUGGCCUAACCACUACCAGAAGCACUGACCCAGACUUAGAACUUCAGUUCGACGCUCAACAAAAACAUGAAGGCAGCAGUUUUGCUUUUGCUCCCAUUUAUCAGGGGCUGAACUCCAAGAUAGAAUACAGUAUCUCUCAAAUAUUCACAAAUCAGUCCAAAUUUGUGUUAGUGAUCAUUCAUCAUUCAUAAUCUUAGCUGCCUCACAGGUGUGACAUAUCAAGAUACUGAUGAGGUGUGCCUUAGGUUGGCCACAAUAAAAGGCCACUCCACAAAUGUGCAAUUUAACUGAAUUGGAGAUGAUGCGAGGGGGUCCGAAAACCAGUUACGAUUUGCUGUCAACAUCAUUUGCCUCAAUUAGUGUAUCUAGAGCACCCCACACAUGCUUGCUGUCUUCAAAACAUGUUUGUUGUCCGUAACAUACGUGCUUGGCCGUACCAUAACCCCACUGCCACCGUGGACCACCCCAUCCACAGCACAGGUGCCUUUUGCUGCAUUGGUGGCAUUUUGAAUGCACAGCGAUAACGUGCUGAGAGCCUGAGGCCCUUUGCUGUGCCAUUCAUCCACAAGCAUCACCUCAUGUUGCAGCAUGAUCAUGCACGGCCCCAUGUUGCAGGGAUCUGUACACGAUCCCUGGAAGCUGAAAACAUCCCAGUAGUUUGGUGGCCAGCAUACUCGCCCGAUGUGUCACCCAUUGAGCAUGUUUGGGACGCCCUGGAUGGGUGUAGACGGUGUUUGAGGCAAAUGGUGGUCACACCAGAUACUGACUGGUUUUCGGACCCCCCAUGGACCACCCCCAAUACUGCACAUUUUGGAUGGCCUUUUAUUGUGGCCAACCUGUGCAAUAAUCAUGCUGUCUCCUCAGCGUCUUCAAAUGUCACACCUGUGAGGCAGGUCGACUAUAAAAGAUGAAUGCUCUAACACACUGAGACAGAUUUGUGAACAAUAUUUGAGAGAGAUAGGCCUUUUGUGUACAUGGAAACAGUUUUAGAUGUUUUCAAUCAGAUUUCAACUUCUAUGUGUUGCCAUAUCAAUGUAAUCUGCCCAGGGCCUUCACAAUCAGGAGUGCUGGCCCACGUCACAUACACAUUAGCAAUGGGGCGGAUUUCUGAUUUGCCUCACAGUUACGUCAGCAUUUUUCCAUCCUCUGAUUGAUGCCUGAAAGCUCUAUUUUUCAAAGCUUUCAGUGCACUUGAACGCAUCAUCACAUGAACACCGCAGAGUUGAAUGAAUCCUGUUCCAACACGAAGAAAGAAGACAGACACCGUGCUGGUCAUCGUUCUGUGUGAAGGAAGAAGUGUGUUUAAUGCAUAUUUGAUCAUCAGCCAGUGUUGAACACUUCCCCUGGUAGCGGGAGUGAGUGGGAGUGUGACGUGUGUUAUUUUGUUUUUGAUGUUUUUGUCAUGUUAUUAGAUAAAUAUUGACUGAACUGCCCCAGAUGAUGUUGUAGUGUAGAGGUUUGUGGGGUUAACUGGGUUUCUUGCUUUAGUAAUAUUGGUGUUGAUCCCCCGUGCUGACUGUGACGUGGUGGUGGUGGUAUUGAGAGGUGGAUUGGGCCGCUUAAGUCGUCACUGAAGGCCCAGGUACCAAAUAGUACGCUGAUAUUUGUGUUGAGUUGUUAUUGGCAACCAGAAAAGAAAUCAGCUUUUCCCUGAGUGUAGCCUUGUGCUCCUUUCUGGGAGUGAGAGAGAAACACUUUACUGAUUUACUGCAGUCACACAAUAACAAGCAAUUCAUUCCAUGCGCAAGCUAAGCCAAAGCACGAGUCGUGCAUGUCGUCCUUCAAAGUUUCCAAAUAGUCAAAAGAGGACGUGUGUACUUUCUCUUUUAAAAACUCGGUUCCUACUUUUGUUCAAAGUUAGCCAGCUGCUUGAUCUGCUCACUCUGCAUGGAGUGGCGCCUCCACAGCGUUGUAUGCGACUUCAGGUCCCUCGGGAAAAUAGGUUUAAAGCCACCUUUCACUGGUUUGCUGCUCCCAGUCCACGGGCACAAGGAGACGGAGCUGACACCAAUAUCUGGAAUCGGAGCAUGGAGGUUGAGAGGGGGGAGAUAACCAGGCCGAGUGGAGGCGAUGUGAUCCUGCAGGAGUGCCCCAGAGCCUCUUCGUUCCAGUCCAACAACCCCUCUUCGCUGAAUAGAACAAUCCAGAGACUCUCUGGAGCCCGACAGGGUGGAGGACCUGCUGUUUGCCAUCUUGGGCCUUGCUGGUCCUUUUGAGCUUCUGUCUUUGCUGCCAAACUGUGACAACUGAGAAUCCGAACUGUAAUGGUCAGCGCCAAUGUUACGUCGAAGAAUAACAUUUUGCAGACUCGAAACAUUGAACUGUCCAAGACCGUCGUAUGAACUUUCGCUGGCAGAGGUGGCUUCAGUGGAAAACUUGUUCUCCUGAUGCAAGUUAGGGUGUGAAGCGGAAUGCGGUGCACUUGCGGCGCUGUCAUAUGACAUCUUUCGAGCAAUGCGUCUUGCAUUUUGCCCCCUGCUGUCACUCCCUGACAGCGGUGCGUCUUUCACAUCCGUACUUUGGGGCUGACUGUGGAUGUUGAGGCCUCUGAAGGACAGCUCCUCCUCAGGUGGCGUUUCUACCCGCUCUUCUGUCAGCAAGGAGCUCUGGUUCUUCUGGAGCAGCGUGGGGGGACCUUUCGACCAUUGCUCUGAGUGUAAUCUCUGGAGACUACGGCGCUUAUCCACAUUAGAAACACGUAAUGGAAAACCUGGUUGAGAAUCACCUCGGCCAGGACACUGUGUACUUCUGAGAGGCUGGGGAGAACCCUGCGGAGAAAUUCGGCGCUGCAUGUUGUAUGGAGAAGCGCAGGUUGGAGUGCAGUGCAAACACUCGUCAAGGUCAGGGUGUGGAGGAACAUUUAAGUACUGCUUUGUGGUUUGAUGGCCAGAUGGCAGCUUGUUGGUGGUGAUAAUGAUGACCUCCUUACCCUUUGCUUUACAGGCGUCCAGGAGGAUCUUGAGGAUGUCCCUGUUGCCUGCAUUAAUGGCGUAAACUACCACUGACAAACCUGCCGUGUCCUCCACAGUUGGAUCAGCACCGUUGCUCAGCAGGAGGGACACAAUUUCACUCCCUGCCUCUGCGAGGCAAGCGUGCAUCAAGGCAGUUUUCCCACUCUUGUCUUGGAUGUUUGGAUCGGCACCAUUUUCCAGGAGAUACCUGUGGUAUUUAAAAGGUAGUAGUAGUGCUGGUAAUAUGUCUCACACCAAUUCAGACUAUACACUCAGUACGUUGACAUGCACGACACUAAAACACAAAAUGUUCCAACUUAAGUGACAAAAAAAACAAAUGCAGUCAUCCCUCGCAAUAUCCAUCCAUUUUGUAUUCCGCCUGUCCCCACUAGGGUUGCGGGGGUACGCUGGAGCCUAUCCCAGCUGACUGAGAGCAAAAGGCGAAGUACAACCUGGGCUGGUCACCAGCCAAUUACAUCACUCCCUUGAUAUAUCGUGUUUUUCAGAAAUAAAUAAAUGAAUUACUUCAUGACGGCUGUUUUGUGGUAGACUAUCAUGUCUAUGGUCUAUUAGGAGUCAAAACAUAUUGAAAUGCAAGUGUAUUCUAGUCACUAGGCAGCAGUAAUGGAUUACAUUACCCUACCUACACUCCAUGUAGCCAGCCAUGGAUGCAGAGUGAAAAAGGUUCUCCUCCCAUUCCAUGUGGAAGUGGUAAGUUUGUUCCUCAGCUUCUUGAGGAAGCUUCUUGUUUGAAACCCUUUCUUAAGUUUAGAAGAAAUACACCAGUGUUUUUGUUAGCUUGCUAGCUCGAGGCUGUCUAGAGCACUGAACUCUAUACAUGGAAUGGCCCCGAUCGCUUGCUGCGCAUUGGAGGCUUGAAGCCACCGGAAGUAUAGAAGUCGCCAUGUUGUUUCACCCAAAACAAGAAAGCCUAACAACUAAGGAGUUCGAGAUGCCGUCUUGUGCUGCGAUUAAUUGCACAAAUCGUGAUACUCAUGAAAAAUGCGAGAAGGGACUUACAUUUCACAGGUAGGUAAAUGCUUAUAAAUAAUAAAAAUAGUUUAAAAAUAGAUACUUUAAAUCUGUAAGCAUGUUUUCAUCUAACUAAUUGUAAAUGAGCCCUUAUUCUCCUUUAGAUUUCCACACUGCAAUGCUCAACGUCUAAAGCAACGGGCAGUAAAUGUGCGGAGAGACAGGAUGGAUGGAUUCCUGCAGCCACAUCGCAACUCUGUUCAAGUGUUUUCACCGAGGAGAACUUGGACAGGACCGGCCAGACCGUUAGAUUACGACAAAAUGCAGUUCCAACAAUAUUUGACUUUCCUGAUCAUCUUCUAAAGGUAUGCUAGCAUUUACCUUUGCUACUACGUAGAUGCUUAUCAUAAAUAUCUUGUGAACACUGACAUUGACUCGUUAUGCAUUGUAUCUUGGAAUGUAUGUAAGUAAGUAUGACAUUUUUAUUUUUUUUAUAUUGUUGCCUUCGGUGAUUUGCUACAUGUCAUCGUUUAAGCCAAAAUACGUAAUGGCUAUUAAAUGUAGCAAACUGAAAACAAACAAUAAUUUGACAAGAAAGUAUGUUGCCCAUACAAGCAUAUGUACUUGAAGUGCUUAUGUUUCUUAAAGAUCAUUUCAUUCAUGUCUGAUUUUAGAUUUCAGAACUCUGCGUGCCGAAACCCCCAAAAGUCAGGACACCAGUCAACCAAACUGAAAUUGUUUAAAUACA